Messenger RNA from Dama dama (fallow deer), 2930 nucleotides. Its product is annotated as leukocyte immunoglobulin-like receptor subfamily A member 6. Gene Ontology annotation, molecular function: inhibitory MHC class I receptor activity. NCBI's taxonomy places the organism in Eukaryota, Metazoa, Chordata, Mammalia, Artiodactyla, Cervidae. Gene Ontology annotation, biological process: cytokine-mediated signaling pathway. The record is from RefSeq and is a predicted model, not a curated record. The transcript is spliced from 10 exons. Bases 232 to 1788 code for a protein of 518 amino acids.
CAGAAGUGGUCAGAGAUGUCUGUAGAACCCACCGCCCACUCCAGCCUCAGCCUGCAGAAACCAGCGCCGGGUUCCAGCAAGGGUCGGUCCCCUUCCGGCGGGGAUGCUGACCUGAUGACCAUGUGACAGGAAGCCCCAGCCCCGGAGAGGACACACCCUGUGUUUCUGUCUGUCCGGAGGGCACCCAGGUCUCCUCCAUCCUCACGGCCUGGACUGCAGGGAGGAGACGCCAUGGCCCCCUCCCUCCCCGCCCUGCUCUGCCUCGGGCUGAGUGUGGGCCUGAGGACCCAGGUGCAGGCUGGGACCCCCCUCAAACCCACCAUCUGGGCUGAGCCGGGCUCUGUGGUCCCCUGGGGGAGCCCCGUGAGCAUCUGGUGUCAGGGGAUCCUGGAGGCCCAGGCGUUCCGUCUGGAUAAAGAGGGAAGAACAGUUCUCUGGGAGAGACAGAAAGUACUGAAAACCAGGGACAAGGCCCAGCUCGCCAUCCCACAGAUGACUGAGCAGGACGCAGGGAGCUAUCAGUGCUACUACCUCAGGGGAACUCGCUGGUCAGAGAGCAGUGACCCCCUGGAGCUGGUGGUGACAGGACCCUAUGGCAAACCGCACCUCUCAGCCCUGCCGAGCCCUGUGGUGACCUCGGGAGGGAACGUGACCCUACAGUGUGGCUCCCGUCAGGGAUUUAACAGGUUCCGUCUGACCAAGGAAGGAGAAGAUGAGUCCUCUCGGACCCUGGAUGGACAGCGGAGCCCCUAUGGGCAGACCCAGGCCCUGUUCCCCGUGGGCCCCGUGAGCCCCGGACACAGGUGGAGGUUCAGAUGCUACGGCUUUAACAGGGACACCCCCCGGGUGUGGUCGGCCCCCAGCGACGCCCUGGAGCUCCUGGUCUCAGGGCUGUCUGGGAAGCCGUCCCUCCUGACCCCGCAGGGCCCUGUGGUCACCUCUGGACAGAACCUGACCCUGCAGUGUCACUCUGAUGUGGGCUAUGCCAGAUUCGCUCUGUCCAAGGAGGGGGGCCGGGACCUCCCCCAGCGCCCUGCCCGGAGGGCCCAGGGGGGGCUCUCUCAGGCCGACUUCCCCCUGGGCCCGGUGGGCACCGUCCACGGGGGCCGGUACAGAUGCUACGGUGGACACGGCCUCUCCUCUGAGUGGUCGGCCCCCAGCGACCCCCUGGAGCUCCUGGUGGCAGGAGAGGGGCCAGCGGGACUGCUCAGAGACAGACCCUCCCUCUCGGCGCGGCCAGGCCCCUCGGUGGCCCCGGGGGAGAAUGUGACCCUGCUAUGUCAGUCGGGAAACAGGACGGACACUUUCCUUCUGUCCCAGGAGGGGGCAGCCCAUCGCCCCCUGCGUCUGCGCGCCUGGGACCAAGGCGGGCGGUUCCGGGCCGAGUUCUCCUUGAGUCCUGUGAGCUCGGCCCACGGGGGCACCUACAGGUGCUACCGCGCGCUCAGCACAGACCCCCACCUGCUGUCCCGGCCCAGCGAGCCCCUGGCGCUCCUGGUCUCAGGAGGUUCAGAGGAUCAGCCUGCCCCUCAGUGGACUCAGGAGCUGCAGAGUAAGAGCCUCACGUGGUACCUGAGUGUCCUCAUUGGGGUCUCGGUGACCUUCGUCCUGCUGCUCCUGGUCAUCCUCCUCCUCCUCUUCCUCCGGCACCGGGGUCGGGACAAACGCAGGAACUCGGAUGCUGCCAUGAGCGACGCACAGUCUGAGGUGGGGCUGCAGCUGGACCGUCGGCAGGCUGCCACGUCCGAAGCCCCCCAGGAUGUGACCUACGCUCAGCUGAACCACUAGACUGUCAGAAGGGGGACAGCAGCCCCCACCCCGGCCCCCCGUCGGGGGAACCCCUAGCAGAGCCCAGUGAGUACGCCGCUCUCGCCUUUCGCUAGCCCAGGAAGGACCCAGACCCCAGGCUCCAGGGACCAGACCUCAGGGACCCCAGGAGGCACGGGAGCAGCCAGCAGUGGAGAUCACCUAAAGACCAGCAGCCAGUCCCUGGGCUCCUAACAGACCACCAGGGGCCCCGGGACCCUUUCGGGUCAACCGGUUCUACCCUCAAAGAUAACUAAUAUCCUGACAUUUGGGAAAUAAUGCAACAGAUCUGCCUAAAAUCAGUGUGUGGCUGAAAAGUAAACUGGAUCCGAGCUCUACUCCCUUCUGGAGGCUGAAAGGGACAGUCUGACUCAGUUUCUUGGAAUAACAGAACUUAUUAUGCUGGUGGGAAUCAGGCUUCCCAUCGGCUGAGGGCCCUGCCUGGCUUCCAGAAGCUGUCCCAGUCCUUGCCUUAGGGGUACUUGCUUCGUCUUUGAAGCCCAAAUGGGAGACGAGAAUUGCUGCCUCUCCCUGACCUCAUCCGCUUCCCUCUCCCACUGCUGAGCACUCCCCGAGCUAAUUUAGGAUCAUGCCCCCUUCUCUCAGCUGCAGCUGCAUGGUCCUUCUUGCCACAUGAGGUGACGUGCUACAGGCUUGGGGGUGGGAAAGUAGCUAUCUUUCUUGGGGUGGGGGGGUCUUUAUUCUGCCCAUCACACAUUGUAAGUGUACGCACCAUCCAAUGGUUACUAGUAAACGUACACAGUUGUGCAACCAUCAUACAAACCAAUCGCAGAACACAUUUCACCAUCCCUCAGACUUGGCUUGCCUGUCUCUAGGUGUGCUCUGAUCUCUGCCCUAGGUGGCCACUGAUCUGCUUUUUGUGUUUAUAAAUUUGCUUUUUAAGGUUUUUCAUAUAAAUAAGAUCAAAUUAAUACUUAAAUCUUAAUUUGAUCUUAUUUAACAUAAAUAAGAUUAAAAAUAUUUAGUCUUUUCAUUCAGGCUGUUUCCCUAAAUUUAGCAUAAUUUCAUUUCAGUUUUUUCCGUGUUUAGCAUUGGACUAUAGUUUCUUCUUUUUACUGUUGACUAUAUUCCAUGGAUUGUAUUACUGUGUUUUGUUCAUUCAU